AUGGCAACAAAGAUAAACCCCUCUUUUAUCAAGGCUCUUCAGGGUGAUCAGUUCUCUGUCAAGUUGAAACUCCCUAGUGCAUUUCUCCAGUGUCUUAAUGGAAGGUUACCUCCCCAGUGCAGUCUUCAGACCCAAGGUCGAACUUGGAAUGUUUCUGUGGAGAAGGUUAAUCACAAGUUCUAUUUCCAACUGGGUUGGAAUGGCUUUGUGCAAGACAAUGGCUUAAAGUGUGGUGAAAUUCUAGUCUUCCAUUAUGCUGGUAACUCACAAUUCCAUGUGGAAAUAUUUGGAAUAAAUACCUGCAAAAAGCUGCAUGUAAUGCCUGAGAUGGAAGAAGCUAAUGAACAUGAUGUAUCUCCUGAAAUCUUGGACGACCUUCCACCUUGUCCAAGGAAAGCUGAGGAGAAAUCUUUCCUUUCAAGCCCUCUGCCUCACAAGAGAAGCAAAGCUAGUUCUAGUGGUAAAGCAGAUAUCACCCUCAACUUCCUAAAGAGGCUUCCACGUCUUGAGAAGUCAGCAAUGAAAAAGAAAGAUUCACAUCGUUCCAAAAAGGCUAAACAUGCUAUCAAUCCUAUCCAUUAUGACUUAUCUUCAGGCAUUUUUGAUAAUGAUUCUGGUGAUGAAGAUCAUCAUGAUGAGAAAGAAUAUGAGGAUGAUGAUCAUGAUGAGGAGUGUGAUGCCGAAAAUGAAGAUGAUGAAGAAGAAGCAACUGAAGACCAAGAGAAGGAGGAGGAUGAUGAUUCUAUUGAAACCCUCAGCGAUUCUCCAGGAUGCUCAAGAACAGUGAGGAAAUAUACAUUGGCAUCAAGUCUUCAUCAGAGAAAGAGAAAACGUUAUACUGUGAAAGCAAAAACCAAAAUCAAAGCUGUUGGUGUUUUGUCCAGUGAGGAAAAGAUUCUAAAAGCUAUAGCCAUACAAAGAGCUUGUACCUUCAAAUUUAAUUCUGACAACCCUUGUUUCGUGAUUUCCAUGUCUAUAUCAUAUGCUUCUGGAAAAUUUCUGAAUGUUCCACGGAGUUUCGCCGCGGAACAUCUUACUAAUCUGCAACCUGGCCACAUCAUUCUAAAGGUUAAUAAGAGGUUUUGGUCUGUCAAGGUCAAUUAUCUUGGGACUACAACAAAAUUACAGGCCGGCUGGUCUAAAUUUGUGCAUGACAAUAAUUUGAAGUUUGGUUAUGUUUGUGUUUUUGUCUUGACCAAUGCGAUCGAAUUUGAAUAUGUUGUUGAAAUUUUCCGCGUUACAGAUGCUGUCUGA
Messenger RNA from Fragaria vesca subsp. vesca, 1254 nucleotides. Its product is annotated as B3 domain-containing protein Os11g0197600-like. Bases 1 to 1254 code for a protein of 417 amino acids. Gene Ontology annotation, molecular function: DNA binding. The record is from RefSeq and is a predicted model, not a curated record. The transcript has 4 exons. NCBI's taxonomy places the organism in Eukaryota, Viridiplantae, Streptophyta, Magnoliopsida, Rosales, Rosaceae.